UGUGUCAAAAAUAUAUGUUUUGAGUGUCGGUUUUUUGACGUGCUGGUUGUUCAUAUUAAAUCAGAGCUCCCCAAGCUGAAAACCAGCGGUGUGCCCCAUUUCACUGCACGGUAAAUUGGCCGCUUGCUGCCUGUCAAACAUGUAUCCUGAACUUGUCUGAGGGUUACCUGUGUUUUGAUCUCACUCAAGCUCCACCAAAGUCUGAGAGUCUGCUUGCAGCCAGAGAACCGCCGGGAUGCAACAGGACAUAGAAGCUCGUAUUAGAUCAAUAUUGUACCUGCUGACUGGGUCACUGAAAACACCACGUGCCCAGAGCUGAGUUCCUGAUUGAUAAAUGCGGCGCAGUAUCUAUCUAACUUCUGUGGUCUGCUGUGAAAUACAGCCAGACGUUCAAGCUCUGCACGGCAUGCCCUCUCGUGCUCACCUCGUCAGUGACUUUAAUCACAGGAAAGGCAAAGGGAUUGGCUAGAACUUCAAAGUACUGAAGAGAGUAGAAGUGAUUGACAUGUCCAAAGACCAAUAGCCUGUCAGUGAAAUUUAGCACCCAAAUACGGCACCGUUUGCAGCAGCUUCUUUCACACACAUGUGCACGACCGCCAUUGUUGCUUAUCACUGUAGUCACACCGUUUAAACACAAAACUAUGUCAUGCUAUGGUAUACGCCUUGAUGCUCCAACACUCAAUGGAAAUGCUCACUUGAAUAGCUUGGACCAUACUAAACUGGCCAAGAAAGGACCAGUCUGGUCCGGAUUGCUCAGUAGAAAUGUCACAUUUUGUGAUGAGCAGAAGAGGGGGGGCUGGCCCCAAAGAGAGCGGAAGGGUUAGCUAAAAAAAGCUAGCGGGCUACUAAAAUACUAUCUCAGAAUUAGCCCAAAAAACCUCACCAUGUUAGCCAAAAAAGCUAACAUGUUGCUAAAAUAUUAUCUCAACUCAGAAUUAAUUCAGAGAACCUCAGUAUUUCCCAAAUUAGCUAAAAAAAAAAAAACCUUACACGUUGCUAAAAUCAUAGCUUAACUCAUAAUUAGCCCAAAAAACCUCAGUAGAUGUCAAAUUAGCUAAAAAAAACCUUACACAUUGCUGAAAUCCUAGCUUAACUCAGCAAAAACAACCUCAGUAGAUGCCAAAUUAGCUAAAAAAAAAAAAAAAAAAGAAAAGCUAGAAUACUCAUUGCUAAAAUUCUAACUUAACUUAGAAUUAGCUGAACGUUUUGAUGCCCACAUUGCAUAUGUUUUAAAAGCGCAUAAAGUUUUUAAAGGAUUUCAAAUAAUUACCCCUUAUUUUUAUUGAGGCUAGUAAAUUAGAAUACCUUGCGAAAAAUCAUAACUGUAAAAAUACAAAUACCAUUAAUACAAGCGUAAAUGUGCUUAACUUGCUGAACGUUUUGAUACAAAUAUUGGAUAAGCUUUAAAAGUGAACAUAUUUUGUAAAGGAUUUGAAAAAAAAAUUCCAUUAAUUUUCAAUAAGGCUAGUAAAUUAGCAUAAUGAUUACAUUAAUUGCUGAAAGUGUGCUCAAGAUUUUAUGUAAAAAAACAUACAGAAAAAGGUAUAAAGAACAAUACUAAAGAGAAACAGGCUCACUAUUGUAUGAAUGCUUUGAAGCUUUCAUACAAUGAAGAAUUCAGACCCUCCAAGCUAAGGGAAUUGGUAAUUUUCAAUGCCAACCGUGGUUGUGACAAAAUAAAUAAAUACAAAUAAAAAACUUUUUUUAAACAUUUUUUAUUUAUGUAUUUAUUUAUGCCCAUUGUGUUUUGGUUGGCAUGCCCAGUGUUUCACUUUCAAUUUGUUUGAAAGGAAUAAACAAGAAAUCUAUAGUUAGAAUUUGAAUUGUAAGUAGUUUUUUUGUUUGUUUAUAUCAUUUAUUUUGACAACAUACACUGAAUAAAAACGUUUUUUUUUUUUGUUUUUUUUUACAUCAGUUACCUAUUUAGUACAAAAACAAUUUUUGUCAUUCAUAAUACAUUAAAUGAAGAAACACAAUAACUUGAGCUGUUUGGGAGCUGAAAGAGAGGGGCCAUUUUAGGGAGUGGAUUAAAAAGAGCCAGUUGUCUAAGAGGAGCCGAAUUUUUCAUCACUACAUAACAUCAUCAUUUAGUCUUGCCUUCCAUUGGCCAGAAGGCCACCCGUCAAAAUGACAGUCGUGGGAGAUUUAACGCUAGCAGACCUGAUGGUUUCCUAAAGUUUCACACUCCACAGCAGUAGGGGGCGGUACCGCACGUUUGCGCUGGUUGGUACGCACGUGAACGCCUCACCUGAUUUGAUCCAGAACUUUCGGCUAAUGAUCCUCGAGCGAAAUAAUUUCUUCAACAGCCAGAUUCUCUAGCAAUAAAUAAUUAAUGGAAAGCGUUUCACCUGACUGUGGACAAGGUAAGAACCAUCCUUUUAAAUAAUGUUUGUUGCUUUUCACAUUCACGGACUUUCGAAGCUCGUCCGCUUUUCAUUGCGCUGCAGGACCUCCGCUUACAUCUUUGCAUUGACUUUCGUUUUGUGGUGUUACCGAAUGGCUCUGGUUUAAUGUGUACCUUUUAAAAAACAUUAAAUGCACUGGGUGCUCUUUAAAUAGUGCGGUUUUGCUGUGUUCGGUGUUCAUCUGUAUGAUUGGGGGUUUAGGUAAAUACUGAUGUUCUUGUCACAAGCUAAUGUUAACAUAGCAACCAUUAUCGCUUGUUUGUCCUUACAGGACUUUGUGGUGCUUUUAGACAUGCCUAAAAUAAAAGUGGCUCACGGUGACUCUUGUCCCAAAAGUGGUCGCUUAAGCCAUUAACACGCGGUCUUUGCAGGAGAUGGCAGCACAGCGGUCACAGAGGGCUAAAAGAAAUCCCAGACAAGAUGCUUUGUAUUAUUGCUCCUUGGGUGAAGAUAAGGCAGGAUUUGAUAUCAGAUACAUUGAUUCAUUUAAAGGUCGAGGUGUGUUCAGCUCCCGGCCGUUUCAAAAAGGAGAUUUCCUUCUUGAAUACAGAGGACAGCUCAUAUCUAAAAAGGAACAAGAAAACAGACUGAAAGUUUAUCAUGACGCCCUGAAGGUUUUUAUGUUUGAUUUCCAGUUCAAUGGAAAGUUGUUAUGUAUUGAUGCUGCUAGAGAGGACGGGUCACUUGGACGACUAAUAAAUGAUGAUGAAGUGAGCCCAAACAGCAAAAUGACCAUUACCAGAGUGGAUGGAGAACCCCAUCUCUGUUUAUUUGCAAUCAAGGAUAUUGCUCCUGGGGAAGAAAUCACCUAUAAUUAUGGUGACUCCGAAUGGCCAUGGAGAAUCAAGAAAUCCAAAGAAAAGCCAAGUCCAUCUGCAGAAGAGAAUCCAUCCACUUCCAGAUCCUCUCCAGACGACACACCGCAGCAAUCCAAAGACAAGCCAAGUCCACCUGUAGAAGAGAAUCCAUCCACUUCCAGGUCCUCUCCAGACGACACACCGCAGCAAUCCAAAGACAAGCCAAGUCCAUCUGUAGAAGAGAAUCCAUCCACUUCCAGGUCCUCUCCAGACGACACACCGCAGAAAUCCAAAGACAAGCCAAGUCCAUCUGUAGAAGAGAAUCCAUCCACUUCCAGAUCCUCUCCAGACGACACACCGCAGGACUGUGAUCAUGAUUUAAUUGCUGACGAAAUGUCACAUUUGGAGAAAUGUGUCAUAUGUGGAGGACCCUUUUCUCCUCUGAAAUGGAGUGGUGUGAGAUGUGAAGUUUGCAACCAGACCUGGCACAAAAGGUGUUACAAUAUUCACACGGUGGACAUCUCAGAACCUCAAUCACUGGUUUUAAAUGAACAAAGCUCAAGUGAGGUGGGUUCAUCAGAAGAGGAAUACGUGCCUGAUUCCGCAUCUGAUUCAGACAGCUCAUUUGACAAUAGAUCGGAGAUUUUAAGCAUAAAUCGCAAACGGGUACAGAUCUCAGAGGUUUCCACCAGUCAGUCUGCUUCCAAAAAGAGAAGAUUCCACCAAGAAGAUUCUGUAGAGGGAGAUAGACUGAGGUCUUCUGAAGCUGCAGGGUCAUUAUCUGAAGAUGAACUCAGAAAAAGACGAUUUGAAAAAUCUGAUGCGACUUCAAAUGAAGGAAAUGCUCACAAUGAAUGCAUGAUUGAUAGCUCUAAUGCUCGGCCUGAAGAUUUAUCCAAGUCAUCCCUCUCACUCAGAAACAGAAACUACUGCUAUAUUUGUGGAAAGCUACAGACAAAGUUUACACGCCAUUUGAAAACGCAUGAGAAAAAAUAUGCUGAUGUUGCCCAAGUUUUAAGUCUUCCCAAGAAGUCCAAAAAGCGCUUGGAAAUGCUUGCUAAGCUGCGCAACAAGGGGAACCAUGACCAUAACUCAGAGGUCUUAGCAAGUGGCAUAGGAACAUUAAAACCAAAACGCACAUCAAAGAAAAACUACAAAGAAAAAGACUAUAUUCACUGCAUCUACUGUCAGGCAUUAUAUCUCAGAAGAGAUCUGUGGAGACAUGUUCGAAAAUGUUCUUCCAAACCAGGAAAAGCCAAUUCAGAGGGAUAUGACAGAAGAGUCUUGUCUUUGGCCUCUAUGAAUGAGUCGGCUCUCUGUCAGCAAGUUUCCCCAGGUGUUUGGAAAUUAUUAGCUGUCAUGAAAGAUGAUGACAUAACAUCCACUGUGCGAAGUGACUUCUCUAUUCUCCAGCUUGCCCAGUCACUCUUUAACAAACAUGGACAGGAUCCCACCAAAUUUGACUACAUUCGUCAGAGACUGAGAGAAUGUGGAAGACUUCUGCUUGUACUUCGGAAAGAAUUUUCAAUAAACACCUUUGAGGAUGCUGUCAGGCCUGGAAAUUUUGAUGUGGUUAUUAAAGCUGUCAAGAAAGUGUCUGGCUAUGAUGGAGAAAAGAACUGCUACUCUACUCCGAGCCUUGCCCUGAAGUUGGGCCACUCAUUGCAGAAACUUAAUGACAUUUUACAUUGCCGAGCACUUAUGGCUCAAGACAGUACACUGAUCAAGUCGACCCAAAGUUUCAAAACCCUCUAUUCUACAAAGUGGUCUGAAUUCAUUUCCCAUACUGCGCUGUCAACACUAAACGAGCGGCACUUUAACAAGCCUUCCACUCUUCCCUUCACAGAAGAUGUUCAAUGUCUUCAUAGACAUCUGGAGAAAAUUACUGACCAAGCACUGAAGGACUUUGAGGAGCAUAGUUCACCCAAAUCAUACAGUGAACUUUGCAAAGUCACCAUGGCAAAAGUAAUACUGUUCAACAGAAGACGAGGGGGAGAAGUUUCAAAGAUGACAUUAUGUGGCUUUCAGGAGAGAGACUCAAGUGCCCUCCACAAGGAUAUUGCAUUUGGACUUACAAAAUUUGAACGUCACCUUUGUCAACACUUCAGUCGCGUGGAAUUGAGGGGUAAACGGGGUCGAAAGGUUGCAGUGUUACUUUCACCGGACAUGGUGAACGCUAUAACACGGCUGACUGAGAAGAGAGCAGACUGUGGUGUACUGGCAGAAAACCCCUUUCUUUUUGCCAGACCUAAAUGUCUGACUCCCUACAGAGGACAGGACUGUUUAAGGCUUUAUGCAGCAGAAUGUGGGGCGAAAAACCCAGAGCUCCUCAGGUCGACUCAGUUGCGCAAACAUGUUGCAACCUUGUCUCAGAUCCUGAAUCUCAAGAACCACGAGUUGGAUCAAGUUGCCAACUUCCUUGGUCACGAUAUUCGCGUUCAUCGCGAAUAUUAUAGACUUCCAGAGGCUACUACACAGCUGGCUAAAAUAUCUAAACUACUCAUUGCCAUGGAGAAAGGGUCUCUGAAAAACCUACAAGGCAAAUCACUGGAAGAGAUUGAAAUCGAAGAUGACCUAGAGUUGACAGAGUCGAGUGGAGAGAGCGACAGCGAUGCAGAGGGUGACACAGCCGUUGAAGAGGCCAACGCUGUGGUUGAAGAGGCCAACGCUGCCGUUGAAGAGGCCAACGCUGCCGUUGAAGAGGCCAACGCCGCCGUUGAAGAGGGCGAGGUUGUUGAAGAAAAUCUCUCUAAUCCAGAGGCUGCACAAAGUAAAAACAAAGAUGAGGACAAAGAACUUAAGGCAUUAAAAUGGAAGCGGAGGAAGCCUGACGGAAAGAAACAAAAGAAACAAUCUGCUGCUGAGAAAGAAGAGAAACGCAUGAGGCAAACAAAGCGACCCUGGUCCAAAGAGGAAGUAAACGCUGUCAUGAGACACUUCAAGGACCAUAUCAUGAAGGGAAAACUUGCUUCCAUGAUAGAAUGUGGGCAGUGCAAAAAGGCAGAGCAUCCUGUUCUUGACAACCGUACCCUACAGAACAUCAGAGACUUUGUGAGAAAUCGUGGUGUUACCAUGAAAAACAAAAAGUAACCCAGCAAACAUUUGCAAAUGGCCCCAUAUGGUUUACCUUUGGGCUGAAUUUCUGGGCCCCGGGUGGAUUUGUCCGCAAGUUCCAUAGUGGCCCCAUCUGUGUUUGCCCACACUGGCUUAGAUGGGAACUCGGUGGUCUGGGUCCGUAACGCUAACCAGCUGCUCGGUGGAAAGCGUUGUGUGCCAACAACCUGCCUUACGGACAGUGUAGCGAGUUAGCGAGCUACACUGUCUAGUGAGCCAGAUUACUGAGUGCCCAUUCAAGCUAGUGUGAGCAAACAGAUGGGGCCACUGUGGAACCUAUGGACAAACCCACCUGGGGCUCAAAUAUUAAGCCCAAAGGUAAGCCAUGUGGGGUCCACAUUCAAAUGUUUGCAAAAUGACGUUUUUUGAAAUAUAAUAGUUUUAAGUAAGCAGUCACGGCUUAAAUGUUGUUUUUUUGUUCAGUUGUCAAAAGGCUAGUUCUUUAUUUGCCUUUACAUUAGAAAGAAUAUCAUUUUGAAGUAAGCACUUAUAGCUAUAUAUUUGUCUAAAAACUGUUUUACAUUAGACAGAACAAUAAUACAAAAUAAGCACUAGAUUCUUGAAUGUUUUUCCAGUUAAAACUACAUAUUCUUGUCACCUUUUUGACAAAUAAAACUAACUUUUGUUUAAAACUUUUGCUGUAUUUGCUUUUCAUUUCACAAAUAGAA
Oryzias melastigma (Indian medaka) is the source of this 6984-nucleotide messenger RNA. RefSeq lists its product as uncharacterized. NCBI's taxonomy places the organism in Eukaryota, Metazoa, Chordata, Actinopteri, Beloniformes, Adrianichthyidae. Gene Ontology annotation, biological process: DNA recombination; DNA integration. The transcript has 13 exons. Gene Ontology annotation, molecular function: protein binding; DNA binding. The record is from RefSeq and is a predicted model, not a curated record. The coding region runs from base 2780 to 6292 and encodes 1170 amino acids.